UUGUUGUUUGAAAGAUCCAAAAAGGGGUGGGGAAUCUCCAAGGGGGGGGGGGGUCCUCUUUGGGGGAACCUUUCUCUCUCCUCCUCCUCCCCAUUAUUUGGGGGCAGGGACCCAGGCCGAACCUCCCCAGCCGGACCCAAAGGCGGAACCGUGGCACUCGGAGCGAUGAAACUCCCCGGAACAUGGAGACAGGGCAAGAUUCGGGAAGAAGACUGCGAUCCAUCAGCCGGCGGCUCUAUGACGAGAACGAGGAUCUCUCUGACGUGGAGGAGAUCGUCAGUGUCCGGGGAUUCAGCCUGGAGGAGAAGCUGAGGAGCUCCAGCUUCCGGGGACAGUUUGUGCGGGCCAUGGAGGGCAAAGAUUUCACAUUUGAGUAUGUGCAGCGAGAGGCCCUUCGUGUCCCCCUCAUCUUCAGAAAUAAGGCUGGACUGGGAAUUAAGAUGCCAGACCUGGAUUUCACAGUACGGGACGUCAAGCUACUUGUGGGGAGCCGUCGGAUCGUGGACGUGAUGGACGUCAAUACACAAAAAGGCACCGAGAUGAGCAUGUCUCAGUUUGUGCGCUACUACGAGACCCCCGAGGCCGAGCGCAAGAAGCUCUAUAACGUCAUCAGCCUGGAGUUCAGUCACACCAAGUUGGCCAACAUUGUCAAGCGUCCCAAUGUGGUGGACUUAGUCGAUUGGGUGGACAACAUGUGGCCUCCCCAUCUGAAGGAGAAACAGACGGAUGCCACCAAUGCUAUAGCAGAGAUGAAGUAUCCCAAAGUGAAAAAGUACUGUUUGAUGAGCGUAAAAGGAUGCUUCACUGACUUUCACAUUGAUUUCGGAGGCACAUCAGUUUGGUAUCACGUUUUCCGAGGCGGAAAAAUCUUCUGGUUGAUUCCUCCAACUUCACAGAACCUAGAACUCUAUGAGGAAUGGGUUCUCUCAGGGAAGCAGAGUGAUAUCUUUUUGGGCGACAGGGUGGAGCUAUGCCAAAGAAUUGAACUGAAGCAAGGGCACACCUUCUUCAUCCCUUCAGGGUGGAUCCAUGCUGUUUACACGCCAGUCGAUUCCCUGGUGUUUGGGGGCAACAUCCUGCAUAGCUUUAAUGUUCCCAUGCAGCUUCGCAUCUACGAGAUUGAGGACAGAACGAGGGUGCAGGCCAAGUUCCGCUACCCAUUCUACUAUGAGAUGUGUUGGUAUGUCCUAGAGAGGUACGUCUUUUGCGUGGCCCAGCGCUCCCACCUCAGCAAAGAGUACCAGAAAGAAUCAAUGUUCAUUGAUACAACAAGGAAACACAGCUUAGAUAGCUUCUCCUCAGAUUCCUGUGCAGACAUGGAUGACGAAUUGUGUGAUAUUCACACCCAGGAGAAGGAGGAGAGCCCAGAAAAAAACCCCAAGGCCUCUGUGGAUGGAGCGUCUUCUCCAAACAGCACGCAUUCAGAAGGGAGAGAAAUUCCUGGGAAGAAGCCGAAAGCAACAGCUGGUGGCCGGUGCCUCAAAAGGACUUUGUCUAAUGCUUCGGAUGAAAGCGUAAAGUCCACGCCAGCCGAUUAUCCCAAAACGCCCACCGGCUCCCCCGCAGCCGAGGUUUCAGCCAAAUGGACUCACUUGACAGAGUUUGAACUGAAGGGCUUGAAAGCCCUCGUUGAAAAACUGGAAUCCCUUCCAGAGAAUAAGAAAUGCGUUCCCGAAGGCAUAGAGGAUCCUCAGGCUCUUUUGGAAGAUAUGAAGAAUAUCCUGAAGGAGCAUGCAGACGACGAUCCACAUCUUGCAAUUUCUGGAGUCCCAGUGGUGUCCUGGCCUAAGAAAAAUGCAAAGAAUCGGUCCGUUGGGCGGCCCAAAGGCAAACUGGGGCCCAGCUCUGCUGUCAAACUCGCCGCAAACCGGACCACGGCUGGUGCCCGCCGGAGAAGAACACGAUGCCGCAAGUGCGAGGCCUGUCUGCGCACCGAGUGCGGCGAGUGCCACUUCUGCAAAGACAUGAAGAAGUUUGGCGGGCCAGGCCGCAUGAAGCAGUCCUGCAUUAUGCGGCAGUGCAUUGCGCCAGUACUGCCCCAUACGGCUGUGUGCCUGGUGUGUGGGGAAGCAGGGAAGGAAGACACGGCGGAGGAGGAGGGGGGCAAGUUUAAUCUCAUGCUUAUGGAAUGUUCCAUCUGCAACGAAAUCAUACACCCAGGAUGCCUUAAGGUGCGGGAAUCGGAUGGCGUGGUGAACGAAGAGCUGCCAAACUGCUGGGAAUGUCCAAAGUGCAACCAUGCGGGCAAAACGGGGAAAGUGUACAAGCAAAAGCGCGGGCCUGGGUUCAAGUAUGCGUCCAACCUCCCUGGCUCCCUUCUCAAAGAACAGAAGAUCAACCGGGAGAACAAGGAGGUGGUCCCGGAUCCCAGCAAGCGGAAAGGGGAGUGCGAGGAGCCCCCCCGGAAGAAAGUGGAUGACCGCUCCCCCAAGCCCUCUCUGGUGGACCCGCUGCUGCGGAGGAAGUCGGAAGAAGCUCACUUGCGGCGAAAGCGGAAAUUUGAAAAGCCUCCAGAACCAGCCCUGAGGAAGCGGAGGCGAUCCUGGAAGUCUCCAGAUGACCGGAGUGGCAUGGUCAAGCCCUCGCGGCGUUUCAAGCAGGAGCCUGAAGAUGACCUCCCUGAGGACCCUCCAAAAAGCAGAGACAGUGACCAGUCUCGUUCCAGCUCCCCGAUGGCCGGUCCCAGUUCAGAGGGGGCGGAAUCCCGUGAUAAGAAGAAGUUCAAGAUCCGUCGCAAGACUCGCCUCCCCAACAAGGAGCUCAGCAAGGAACUCAGCAAGGAACUCAACCAGGAGAUCCAAAAGACGGAGAACAGCCUGGCCCAGGAGAACCACCAGCCCAUCAAGUCCGAGCCGGAGAGCGAGAACGAGGAGCCCAAGCGCCUGCUUGGUCCGGAGCGGCCCCACCGCUUCAACAAGAACCUCAAUGGCACGCCUCGGGAGCUCCGGCACCAGCUCUCGCUCAACCUGCGCAGCAGCAACGUCAGCACCCCCCGGGCCCUCCCCCGGCCUCCCCCAUCCCUCUCGCCCCCCAAGUGCAUGCAGAUGGAGCGCCACGUUAUCCGCCCACCCCCCAUCAGCCCCCCACCAGACUCUCUCCCACUGGAUGACGGGGCAGCCCACGUAAUGCAGAGGGAAAUCUGGAUGGCUGUCUUCCGCUACCUCAGUCACAGCGAGCUGUGUCUCUGCAUGAGAGUGUGCAGGACCUGGAAUCGAUGGUGCUGUGAUAAAAGACUGUGGACCAAAAUAGACCUAAACCACUGCAAGUCCAUCACUCCCCUCAUGCUCAGUGGCAUUAUUCGGAGGCAGCCAGUCAGCCUCGAUUUGAGCUGGACAAACACGUCCAAGAAGCAGCUGAGCUGGCUCAUCAACCGACUCCCAGGCCUCCGAGAUUUGCUGUUGGCAGGAUGCUCAUGGAUUGCUGUGUCCGCUCUCUGCAGCUCCAGUUGCCCACUCCUCCGAAUGCUGGAUGCCCAGUGGGUGGAGGGCCUUAAAGAUGCCCAAAUGCGAGACCUUUUGUCCCCUCCAACUGACAACAGGCCUGGUCAAAUCGACAACCGGAGCAAACUGCGCAAUAUCACAGAAUUGCGCCUAUCGGGGCUGGAUAUCACCGAUGCGUCCUUGCGCCUGAUCAUCCGCCACAUGCCUCUCCUAUCCCGACUCAACCUCAGCUACUGCAACCACAUGACGGACCAGUCCAUCAACCUGCUCACAGCGGUGGGGACCCCUACGCGGGACUCCUUGACUGAGGUCAUCUUGCAAGGUACAUGGGGAUUAUGGGGCUUGGCAAACCUACCGCAAUCCCUUAGUCUGAACUAUCAGGGACGACAGCAGAAAUAUUAUUUAACAACACGUCUCGCUUUCAUAAGGUGAAUUAGGCUGUCAGCGCAGUCCCUAAUGUUGUCUUUAGUUUUUGGACAUCUUUCCCUCAUGUAUCCAGGAGCUAGAAUGCCCCUUUCUUGUUCCUUUUUGAGAGGCAAAACCUUUUAAAUUUAUUUUGAAAACCAAAAUAUUUUCAAGAAAGGGGUAUUCAGAGCACACUGUAGUAUUUGAACUGUUCUUUACAUAGUUCACCUUAGUCACAUCCUGCUUAGACUACUGUAACGAUCUCUACAUGGGGCUGCCUUUGAAGAUAGUUCAGAAGCUUCAGCUGGUUCAGAGAUCGGCAGCCAGGUUACUUACUGGAGCCCUGUAUGGCAGCUUCAUUGGCUAAAUACAAAGUGCUGGUCAUUACCAUUAAAGCCCUAAAUGGCUCGGCCCCAGGCUACUUGACUGACCGCAUCUCCUCCUACAAACCAGCUUGGGCACUGCAGUCAGUAGAGGAGGCCUUGCUCUCAGUCCCACCCCCAUCCCAAGUAUGGCCAGUGGGAAUGAGAGAGAGGGCCUUCUCCAUGGUUGCCCCCCACCUCUGGAAUCCCUCCCUAAAGAAAUAAAGCUGCCCCUCUCCUUUCCUUAAAAAACCAAAAACGACUCACCUUUGUGCACUAGCAUAUGGAAAAGAGGAGGAUUAGACAGUGUAAGAUCACUACCAGACCUCUGGUUGAGAAUUAUUUUGUAUCCGGGCUCUGCUAAUCCAUGUUAGCCCAGUUAUCAUCCCUGGCCACAAAACCAACUCUCACAAUGUUGUGAAUGAUAGUUGACUUCUGUAGAUCAAUGAAUUGUUUUAUGUUCAGAUAUUACAUCAUUAUAUAGUUUUUGUUUGAUUACAUUUGCUUUGAUCUAUUGAUGUUAGGUUCUAAAUGUUGUUGUGGGAUUUUUCGGGGGUUAUGAUGUUGGUACUUGUUUUAUGGAGGCAUUGAAUGUUUGCCACUGUAUGUUGGAAUCCGCCCUGAGUCCCUCUGGGGAGACAGGGUGGAAUAUAAAGUUUUAUUAUUGUUGUUGUUGUUAUGUAAAUACAUUGAAACUGUUUUUAGUGUAGGUUACAGUUUAAUUCUGCUUCUGUGUCGAUUUAGCACAGGGGUUCCCAAAGUACGGCCCGGGGGCCGGAUCCUCUCCCGCUCGGGGGCUGGGAAGGAAGAGGGAGGUGGAGGUGAGGUGGAGGCACGGACACUGU
Messenger RNA from Anolis sagrei ordinatus, 5052 nucleotides. Lineage: Eukaryota; Metazoa; Chordata; Lepidosauria; Squamata; Anolidae. The record is from RefSeq and is a predicted model, not a curated record.